CCAGCUUAAAUGAUUGAUCGGGACAUCGCGGAGCGAGUGAUAAGGGUUCACCUAGGAACGCUGUUUAUUUAAUUGGCACUAAUGGAUCUUUGCAUUGUGCAUGGACGCUACACCUCCUCAGUUUUCCCGAAUCCUAUUACCAUUUGGCCUCCGCCAGCCGUCUUCGCUAGCAAGUCUGCCGUGUUAUGAUACUCAUCUCGCCCUUACACAGUUGUCUGGAAAGCACAUAUCGGAUUAUGUAUUCAUGAUCAAGGUAGGUUGUAAAAAGACCUGCUAUAAGUUAAGAUACAUUUGUUACAAAUGCUGCCUUAUCUUAUUCCGCCCUUAUGGAAACUUGACGACCGAGUGCUGAUUCUUUUAGAGCUGAUGUUUGUUAUUCUCUGCGCGCGUCUCGGCUAAUGGUCGGAUCGUUCCGUAACGACGCGGUUGGCGGGGGAGGGCUAUUGAUCAUAUAGGAUUAACCAGUCGCCAGUUUGUCUUUUUGACGCCACGGUCGGUCGGUUGUAUAACACAUCCCUACAUGCCUGCUAUUAUGUUGUCUCUCUGUGUGUGUAUGUAACACAAGUUGAUUAAUGUUGGCUCGUUAGUGGCUGUAAGCUCUAGGGGAACGUGCCUUUCAAGCUCCGAGCUGAAUAGGCCUGCGAAGUCGAUCAUACAGAUCAUCAUCAUCAGUAAGUUUAUAAGAUGGAAAUUUAUGGGCCAACAGCUGAUUCCCGAUGAGCCGUAAAGAAUGCCUGAUGUGAUGGAAGAUAGUUUUUCUUCUCUUAUUUUUUUGUUGUUUUUUUUUUUUUUGCAGGAUUGACGUCCGUUGUCAGCAAAAAGGGAAAACGUCAAAGCAGAAAAACAGAAGCGAAUAUUAUAGAAUCUUGGCAUUAUAUUGUCUCGAUGUGUUUCUUGGGUUUUGCCGUUCGCCCUACGUUCGAUAUAUUUCCAUCCGGAAGAGAACAGCGAAAGGGAAGAUAUCCUUUGAUCCUUGACAAUGCCUUUUGCCAGUUUAUCGCACUCGGCUUGAUAGCAAGAAUGUAAGUCACUGUUCAGCUCCAAGCGUCUUGGAUGUUUGACUGGUUGCUCUCUGUUGUACGAUGGCUUCAGUCCUACGGGACGACUGGCCUGUCAUCAUCAUUUUCCCGUCCGCUGUCAACUCGUGAGGAUAUUGAAGAGGGGCGUAUGAAAAAAAAAAUGGGAAUGUAAAUACUCCCUUGACGAAAAGGCAAAAAAAGUAAAAGCUCCUGUUUCAAAAAUCGCGAGUUCACCUAAUACGUUGGUCAAUUCGCAGUGGAAUCUGGAGUACAUAAAUGAGUCUUUAAUGUACAGGAUACAAAAACAGCUCCCGAUGAAUUCACCGAUGUAAACGUACAAAAUAAUUCAUUUCGUUCGUAUCGUCAAUUGCGUCUUCAACGCGGAGAAUGUGCAGGAGGAUGGUAAAUAUAGUACAGCCCGGAGCGCAUGUCUGAUUUGAUAUUAAGAUACAGAGAGCGAGAGUCGAAAGAGUAAAAUGCAGCUGGGAUAGCGGGUGAAAUGGCGAAGAACAUCACCAACCCUCCCCAGGAAAUAGGUGGAUGCUGGUGUGACUCUCCUCCGGAAUGAUCUCAGUCGUCCAUCGUCCUACCGACAAGACACACUCAUUUUCAAAUUGUUCCGUCCGUCUAAAGAUUGGGCCGCAGGAAGAAGAGGAAAUGGUUACAGCAAUAGCAAUCAUCUUCAAUCUUCUAACCGUGUCUAGCCAAUCAGUGUCGUCAUCGUCUGGAUGGUCUACGUUUGUCGGGCAUAUGCCGAACGUUACAGUAUCAACUGGCCGGGAGGCAAUCUUCACUUGCAUCAUUGAUAACGUCUACAAUUUUAAGGUGGCGUUCCUUCGAGUAGAUACCCAAACCAUUUUAGCCAUUGAUGACACGGUUAUUACUCGAUCGGCCCGCGUUACGGUCCGUCAUUCUAUCGAUAAGGACGAGCGUCUGAGUACCGGCCAACGCAAAACGUGGCAAUUGUAUCUGAAGGAAGUGACGCCCGCCGACGCUGGCGGUUACAUGUGCCAGUUAAACAAUUUCGAACCGAUGGUCAGUCAAGUGGCGUAUCUUCACGUUACAGUGCCGCCCGACAUACUGGUGAACGAGAGCAGCAGUGACCUGACGGUGACAGAAGGCGAGAACGCAACGCUCAAGUGCAGCGCCAUUGGCUAUCCGGAGCCUAACAUCACCUGGCGCCGUGAAGACUAUCAACCUAUCUACAUCAAUCAAAGUGUGGGAGUGGUGGAAGGUUCAAUUUUAAAUCUAGUCGGCGUUCACCGCCGGCAGAUGGCUGCCUACCUCUGCAUCGCUUCCAAUGGAAUUCCGCCUCCUGUUAGCAAGCGCAUUCUGCUCAGAGUCGAAUUUGCUCCGGUCGUAACGUCGCAUCAAAGUGAAGUCUUUCAGCGACAGGGCGAACCACUGAAACUCCAUUGUCAGUGCCACAGCUGGCCACAAGGAUAUACUUCGUGGACUUACGAAUCUAAUCGGCUUCCCUCAGAGAAGGCGGCUGUUGACUAUCGACCGCAAGUCGGGCUCGUCGCUACGGACAUGUAUCUCAAUAUUGCCGAUAUGCAACCACGGGAUAAAGGUAAUUACACCUGUCACUGUUCCAACAUUCACGGAACAGCCAAUUGGACCAUAUCUGUCGAGGUCGUUGCGAUGGAUGCCGUUCAACAGAGAAGAAUGGCGCACUCAUCGUGGAGUGCGGAACAUCAAGAAGAUGAACACGAAAACUUGGAAAAUGAAGAUGAAUUUUCCAGUCCACCACCAGAAACAACAACAACAACGAGACAAACAACAAUCGUCCAGACGUCAACAACGAGAAAGCCAAUCGACGCUAAUUACCGAGUGACACAAGAAACGAAAAGAAGUGACGACGAUCCGCCUUUCCUGCGCCAACAGAAAAAGGCUGGCAAUAAGGCCGGAAUGCCGACAUCUUUGACGUCAAAGGCUUCAGCAAACAUUAGCAGUCUAUUGCUCUUGUUGUUGUUGAUCACUUUCCUGAUCGAUAAUCAGCAUCCUCUAGCGUGAUGAGCCUCCCUUUUAAAAAGGAAGUAUACAUAUUGAGCUUUUUAUCCUCCUACCCUUUUUUUUUGCGUGUGUGUGUGCGCGUAUGUGUAAAUAGACUAUGGCGAUUGAUUAAAACAAUG
This is a messenger RNA of Daphnia carinata, 3154 nucleotides long. RefSeq names its product neurotrimin-like. The coding region runs from base 1584 to 3035 and encodes 483 amino acids. The record is from RefSeq and is a predicted model, not a curated record. The transcript is spliced from 14 exons. NCBI's taxonomy places the organism in Eukaryota, Metazoa, Arthropoda, Branchiopoda, Diplostraca, Daphniidae. Gene Ontology annotation, cellular component: neuron projection.